Molecule: messenger RNA, 5935 nt
Organism: Parasteatoda tepidariorum (common house spider)
Lineage: Eukaryota; Metazoa; Arthropoda; Arachnida; Araneae; Theridiidae
Source: RefSeq, a predicted model, not a curated record
CUCACAAAAGCUAAAAUUGAUGGAAGUUUCCACAUCAUGCGUGGCAUGAAAUUCGAGUGUAGAUCAGUGGUGGUUUUAUCGAAUGUUUAUCGAAUUUUAUGAUUGCUAAGAUUUUAACUAAAGAAUUUUAAAAGAUUUUAAUAAAAUAUCUCUGCAACAUGAGCAAUCAACGAAGCUGUAUUCUGUUUAUUGCGCUUGUGGUUAUUUUGCUCUACUUGUACUAUGAAUCUAUACCAAAGAAAGAACUUAAUAAAACAAAAGAGAAACUAUUAAAUGAAAAUUUUUCAUCUUAUAAAAUGCUAAAAGAUGAACCCAAAGUCUUGUUCGGUCGUCAAUUAUUAUCAUACUCUACUGAAAAUGCAGAAGAUCCUUCUCAGAAAGAAAUAUCGAGUCAUUCAACGAAAUUUUUCCAAUUUAGAACGCUAAAUACUUUUCCUGAUACAGAUCAUAAAAAUAAAGUAAAAAGAAUAAAAAGAAACGCCAGAAUCAGAAAAAGUAUUUAUAAAUGGAAGUUUAACAUUAGCUUAUCAAAGUUGGAUGAUGAAUUUACUAAACAAACUGAUAACCUCAAAAAUUCAGUCAACGAAAAUCAAAGGGAAGAAGAAUCUCUGAAUGUAGAAAUUUACAUUGAUGGAAAAACUAAACAGUUUAAAAACCUGGAACAUUCUUGGCAUGUCGUAAAAGAGUCUUUGAGAAAUUUUUAUAAGGAACCAAACGAGCCACGAAGCCAGGAUGCACUUAAUUUUCUCGAUUUUUCCUCUCAAACUAGUUCCUCUCAAACUGAAGAGUCUACCAAAAGUUCUAAGGAUUUUUUCUCAUUAACUGUUCAAAAUAGUUCAGAAAAUCUGAUUCGGGAAGAAACUAAGAAGAUAAGUUCAAGUUCAAGAGGUAGGGAGGCUAAGUUCCUUUUUCUAGAUUUUGGAGGUGGUGGAAAUAAAGAAAACCCACCUAUUUUGUCUGAAAAUGGGGAAAAUAUGAUUAAUAAAGUUACUCCCACUGAAUCUAUGCACGACCUCUCAUUUUUCAAUUCAACUGAACAGUUUGACAUAAAAAUUGUAAAUGGUGGUGUAUUUUCCUCAACAUUACUCCCAGAGCAUCAAAAACUUGAUCUUCCAUUGCCGGAACCAAAUCUUCAACUAACAAGCCCCGAAACAACACUAGAUUCUACUAUAAAAGCUACAAAACCUAAUACUCCAAAUCCUACAUUUAGUAGUAACGUUUUAAAUUGCAAUGGUUGUGUCGUACAGGAAAUGAAAUCUUCAACUGAAUUACAAACUGUUGCAGAUAGAAAAACUGAUGCAACAAACAAUGUAAUGCAAACAAACAUACCGAUAAACGUUAUAGAUAUAUCCCCUGAUUCGAUUCAAAUGUUUUGCCGAAACUUUGUACAAAGUCUUAGAAAGUCACCCAGAGUUGAGGAUGAGUCAGCUGAAUUUGGAAGCGGUCAUUUAGAUGCAGAAAACAAUAUGGAAAUUCUCAAAGAAACAGAGAUAGGAAGUGGAAGUUUUGAUGUAGAUAAGUUCGAAAGUCUUAGAGUGACGACUCCAACUGUAGCCACUCUGAAAACAAGCCAGCAACAAUUAGGUCUUCUUCAGCGACUAUGGAACAUAAUACCAAAUUUUAGAAGCAGAAACCAGCGCAACUUGGUUAGCGAUGAUUUAGAGAUUUCGGGGUUUCCUAAAGACUUUUCUGUGCAGGAUUGUAAAGACCUUUUCACUAAUCAAAUAAAAUCUGAAUUUAGCACUCUUCAAAAUAUAGAAAAAACUACUUUAUCAGAAACAAAAAGUAUCUCUUUAUUUCCUCCAGAUAAUCUAAUAAGUGAGACUGAAAACAGAUCAAGAAGUAGUUUCGAUUUCAUUGAAAAAACAGGUGCCGUGAAAGUUGAUGAAAUUACAACUAGGACAGCAUCAGAUAUAAUUGUCCAAUUCCAGAACAAACCUUCUUUUGAAGAAUUGUCUUCAAGUAUAUUUCAAACUGUUCCCUCAUUCCAUGACCAAAUUAAGACAGCUGAUAAAUCUGAAAUGAUCAACAUCGUUCCAUUUAAACAAACAAAAUCAAUUGGUGAAGUUAAUGAAAUUACAAGUAUACCAACACCAGAAUUAUUCGUGCCAUUCCAAAACAAACCUUCAGUUAGUGAAUCGACAUCAAAUGUGUUUCAAAAUAUUCCCUCAUUCCAUGAUCAAAGUAUGAUAACUGAUAAAUCUGAUAUGGUCGACUUUGCUCCCGUCAAACAAACAGAAUCUGUUAGUAACCUGGAAAAGAUUACAGUAACAGAAGGGUUCUCUUUGAAAGUUGAAGAUUCUGGGGAACAACAGAAGGUUUCUAGGUCAACGGUUGUUCAUCUGAUGACUACAUCAACUGCUUCUCCUUUGAUUGAGAGUUUAAUUGGUUUAAGCACCGAAUCUUCUAUUUCACUAAAUGCUCAAACACCAAAUAUAAUCUCUAGUGAAAUUCCUGAAGACUUGAAAAUUAUACCCUCAGAACGCAUAAUUCAGGAGGAUAAAAAAAUAUUUUUCAGUGAUUUAAACAAUGAUGACGUUUUAGAACUUGGAUCAUCAGAUGAACGAAUAAUUUCUGAUACAUUUACUACAAUAGAUGAAAUCGAGUUGAAAGAAGUUACUCUUGGUCAAAAUACAUUUAUAUCAGAGCGAAGAUUUAUCCCUAACUUUUUCAGUGGGGGUAGCGGUGCACGUGAUUUACCCGAAUCUUUUAUUUCCACCGAUACUAAUACGAUUAAAAAUGAAUUGAGUUUGCCAAACACAAAUGUUCAAAGUGUAUUUGAUAACCCAUUUCUGGAAGAGGGAAAUGCAUUAAAGACAACUGUCGAUUUUAUACAAGAACCCAUGAUUGACGAAGAACGUAGAUUUAUCCCAAAUUUCUUUAAUGCGGGCAGUGGUGCACGAGAAUUACCCGAAUUCGGUAUUUCCUCAGAUGUUACAUCGUAUGAAAAAGAAAUAGUUUUAUCAGGAACAAAUGUCCAAAGUGUAACUAGUGGCAUAUUUCUGGACGAUUCUUCAGAGAAAACAGUUAAUUUCAUGCAAACUCCCGUGACCAACGAUGGUCGUAGAUUUAUUCCAAAUUUUUUUAGUGAAGGCAGUGGUGCACGCGAAUUACAAGAAUUGCAUAAUACUACUGUAUCUGAUGGAAUAUUUGUGGAAGAAUUAUCUGAAAAGGAAAUCUCUAAAAAUUAUAUUUUGAUAAAUAACAACAAUGAAUUUUCUUCGUUAGAGCCUUUUGAUGUAGGUAGUGGAGAAAGAAAGCUAGAUGAAGUUACCAUAGAUACUAAAAAUUUAGAUAAUAAUUUUCCCGAUAAUGUAUCGCCACCUGAAUCCGUGACCUCAUCUUCUGAUGGUUUGAUCAAUGAGAAAAUAAUUACCAAAAUCAAUACAGAUCCUCCUGUUUAUCGAGAAAUUUUCAUGAAUGACACUGGUAGUGUUGAAUUUGUCGAUCCAAGAAAAGAUAAUUCAGACCAAAAUUCGAUUUUUCAAAGCAGUGAAAGAACUGAAUAUUCCUUGACAACUCAGAAACCUUGCAUUAAUUGUUCAAAUGUUUCUUUAGAAAAAUCAAAAUCCCAGGUUGAUACCAUUUUUCUAACUCCAGAAGAAACCCCAUCGGAAAACAAACAACCAAGUAACGAGACAGAGGUGGCUCAAGCCGUAGUUUCGUUUUCUCAAGAUUCGGAUGUAGCAAGUAGUACGUUUUCUAACUCUAACAAAAAGAACCCUAUAUUUGCUGAUUUAUUAACUGAAAUUGACGUUGGUAAGCAAGACAAAAAUAAAAUAUAUUUAGAACCAGAACCAGAGAUGUCCGUUCAAUCUUUUAAGCCCACAGAGCCCAGUAGAACAACCGAAUUAAAUGAUGAUCCUCCACCAGAUAGUUUCUAUUUCUCUUUAAAACCUGAAGCAACUGAUAUAUCUUCUAAGUCAAAGAUUACUGACUCUGUAAUUGUUGAUUCAUCAGGAGGUGAAACAGAUCCAAUCAAUAGUGAUAAAAUACAUCUUAAGCCAGAACCUGAGAUAUCUUCAGGGUCUCUUACAAGGAGAAGAGGAGCCAGAUUUGAUAUUUCCCCAACAGAUAUGCCCGGUUUUACUUCAAAACGAGAGACAACUGUAUCAGAGGUUCAAAUGUCUCUGCGACCCACACAAUCUGUUAACUUAUUUCAAUCAAGAAGAGGAGCACGUGGGCAUGAUUUAUUUGAUCUUGAAAAGUUGGAUUCUGAAGCCACCUUAUCUAUUUCUAAGGAAGAAACAGAAUCUGGUACUUCAGAAGCUGUCGAAGAAGCAGCAAAUUCUUUAACAGGGGCUAAAACUAAAAGAACACUGAAUCAUACGCUUACUGUUGAAGAUGAGGAAAAUGGCGCAACUGAAUCAAUUAAUCUUUCAAAACCCUUUGAGGCCCUUUUUACUGAAAUGCCAGGAAAUAAAAAUAAGUUCUUUACUACACUAUUUUCAGAUAACAGCUCGAUGACAGACUCAAUCUCGCCUGCUUCUUCAACGAAAGAAAUGCAAUCAACGGAAGUCAAUCUUAACCCAGAACUCCCAUCUCCGAAGUUUUGUGAGAGUGCAAGUGAGUGCAAUGUAUCUCUAAACGAGCGAUGUAUGCCAAAGGACGAUAUUCUGAUAUGCAACUGUGGUAAAGCUUUUAGAAGGAAUCUGAAAACAAAAAAAUGUGAAGCAACAAUUACUUUACAAACAUCUAUUACUCUUCCUGGUGAAAGAUUCUAUGAAGAUUUGAGAGACAUAAAUACGCAACUAUACAAGCAAAAGAAGAGGGAUUAUAUUAGAAUUAUGUGGUAUCUUUUAAGACAUAAUCCUAAACUUUUCCACACUGUGGCCGAAGUAGAUAUUACUGGCUUUGAAGAAGGCAGUUUGAUUGUAAAUUAUACUAUGAAACUUCUGGAUAAUGGAAAUGAAACUGCUUCAGAGUUGGCUCAACAGCUUCAAGAGGAUCUGAGCAAAAUAAUCAAUGAACAGGAACAGCUAAAAAAUGCAUCCUUAGAGUUUAAAAAUGCAUCAGUAUCAACGUUAGUGCUAAAUCCAUGCUUGAGUAGUGACAUGAAUUACUGCCAUAAAAAUGCAUUCUGCAUUCAAACUGAGGAAAAAGGAUUUAAAUGUCAAUGUAAAGCUGAUUAUUUGGAUAACUCUAGGGAUAAAAGAUAUCCCGGAGAAAAUUGUACAGGCAUUUGUGAUGCCAGCUACUGCGGAGAUCAUGGGAAGUGCUAUUUAAAGGAUCUGAAACAAAAGCAAUGCAGGUGCGAAGGUUGGUACUUAGGUGAGAGAUGUGAAAUUAAUGGCAUAGGUUAUUUAAUGUUGCUUAUUGCAGUUGUGAUUGCCAGUUUUGCCUUCGCUAGUUUCUUGAUUAUAGCUGUUGUGGUCCUAUUUGUAUUUUACUGCAAGAAAAACAGGAAUCGUAAGUUCUACAACAGAAACUUCCAGCCUGGCCAGGAACCUCCAACAACAGGAGAUUCUCUAGAGCUAGAACAAGCUGGCCAACACUGUAGGAUGUCAAAAUUUCUCGCUGUUAGUACACCUUUAUACGAGGCACCAAAUCCUACUAUACAAGUUACCAGUCCAUCAUUUACCGGUUCAAGCAUAGAUUAUGAUUCAACAUUUGAUCGAACUCCAUAUGACUCUGAAGUUUCAAUUGAGAGCGGUAUUGCACCAAAAGUUUAGAUUGUUCAGUUACAUUCUUUUAAAAUUUUAGUUUAGUUUUUACAAUUUUGUGAAAUUUGUUAAUUGUAUUGUUAAAAUUCCAAAAACAAAUAGGCACAGUUUAAAAAAAAUUGUGCCUAAUUUUAGAAUGUUCAUCAAUGAAUUUGUUUUACAAUUUAAAAUUGUUUUAUAUAUAGAUGUUUUUAAAUUAAAAUUUUAACCUUUAUGUAGUUUUAAGUUGUUCAAUGCAAAGCUUUUUAAAAAAUAAAAUGUUUCAAACUGAA